CCCGACAACAACGACCUCUAUUUCCUCCCUCUCUGCCAUCUCCAACACUACUACCAUGAUCCGAGGAUUCAGAGCCGCCCGUGCUAGCGUCAAGGUAUGUCUCCGUCUUUGAAUCACGAAGAAGGGGUCGGUAGGACGCCCCACCGGACGUGGGGAAGCGCGCAAGACGUCCCAAUAAUCGUACUCACGCCAGAUCUAGCCCCUCAAGACCGUUGCUCAACAAAAGAGGAACCUCUCUAUCCACGAGUACCAGUCUGUUCAGCUUUUGAACUCUUAUGGUGUCCCUACGCCCAAGGCUCUUCCUGCAUUCUCUGCCGCUGAGGCCGAGAGCGUCGCCAAGUCCUUUGGUGAGUCUUGUUGUGCAUGAGGGGAUGGGCGCAGAGGUGCAUAGAGGAGGGCUGGGGGCGGCAUUGCCGUUCGGCCGAUCUGUGUUCGGUACGAUGGUGGUCGUUGACGAGGGAGAUGGAAGAGGGGGCAGUGCAGCAGAAUUGAGGGCUAAGCAAUGUGUUAUAGGCAAGGACGAGCUUGUGAUCAAGGCGCAGGUUUUGGCUGGUGGUCGAGGAAAGGGUCACUUUGACUCUGGAUUCCAGGGUGGUGUCCAGAUGGUCGACUCCCCCGCUCAGGCCAAGGAGUACGCCGAGAAGAUGCUCGGUUACAAGCUCAUCACCAAGCAGACCGGUGCCGGUGGUCGAGUCUGUAACGCCGUCAUGCUUGCCGAGCGAUUGCCUCCCCAGAAGGAGUACUACGCCGCCAUCCUCAACGACCGAACCACUGGUGGCCCCGUCCUUGUCAGCUCUUCCCAGGGUGGUAUGAACAUUGAGGAUGUCGCUAGGGACACUCCCGAUGCCAUCCUCACCACCCCCUUGGACUUUGAGAACGGUAUCAGCAAGGAGACCGCUUUGGAGCUUGCUGGCAAGCUCGGUUUCAAGGAGGGCGCUAGGAAGAACGCUGCGGAUGUGUUCGAGAAGUUGUACACCAUCUACAAGGAGAAGGACGCUACUCAGAUCGAGAUCAACCCCUUGGCUGAAUUGAGCACCGGCGAGGUGCUCUGUAUGGACGCCAAGUUUGGUUUCGACGACAACGCCGACUUCCGACAGAAGGACAUCUUCAAGCUCCGAGACAUUACCCAGGAGGACGCCCAGGAAGUCGAGGCCGCCGAGUACGGCCUCAACUUCAUCAAGCUCGACGGUGACAUUGGCUGUCUCGUCAACGGUGCUGGUCUUGCCAUGGCUACCAUGGACGUCCUCAACCUCCACGGUGGUUCCCCCGCCAACUUUUUGGAUGUCGGUGGUGGUGCUACUGCCGACGCUGUCAAGAAGGCUUUCGAGCUCCUCUUGACCAACAAGGAUGUCAAGUCCAUCUUUGUCAACAUCUUCGGUGGUAUCAUGCGAUGCGACGUCAUUGCUGAAGGUAUCAUCAAGGCCACCAAGGAGCUGGAGCUCCAGAUCCCUCUCAUUGUCAGGUUGCAGGGUACCAAGGAGGCCGAGGCGAAGAAGAUGAUCAAGGAGUCUGGUUUGAAGAUCUUCCCCUUCGAUGGUUUGGACGAGGCUGCUUCCAAGGCCGUCGAGGCCGCCAAGACCGGUUCUGCUUAAGCCUUGAUCAAGUGCAUGGCAAGAACCAGGGACGAGGGAGAAGGAGUAUAGGCAGAGGCGAGGGAAGUGUUGCAUGAGAGAAGUGCAAAAUCAAAAACCCCUUCAGUAAUGAUGACCCCCCGUCUGCCAUAGAUUUGGACAUGAGAUGGAUUCUUUUCCGCGGAACUUCUGCAUUUGCAUCCGGAGUGUGGGAUUCAACCUUGGAGGGCUUGCCUGAUCAACCUAGAGAAGAGCCCAA
Molecule: messenger RNA, 1830 nt
Organism: Cryptococcus amylolentus CBS 6039
Lineage: Eukaryota; Fungi; Basidiomycota; Tremellomycetes; Tremellales; Cryptococcaceae
Exons: 6
Coding region: 276-1592 (438 amino acids)
Biological process (GO): succinyl-CoA metabolic process; tricarboxylic acid cycle
Cellular component (GO): mitochondrion; succinate-CoA ligase complex
Molecular function (GO): ATP binding; succinate-CoA ligase (ADP-forming) activity
Source: RefSeq, a predicted model, not a curated record